Molecule: messenger RNA, 2439 nt
Organism: Cicer arietinum (chickpea)
Lineage: Eukaryota; Viridiplantae; Streptophyta; Magnoliopsida; Fabales; Fabaceae
Product: scarecrow-like protein 1
Source: RefSeq, a predicted model, not a curated record
GUUUUAGUCUAUCCACUUGGAUUCCAAUUCUCAAAGUAUUAUGUAUAUCCACUUGUUAGUUAGUAUUCGGUUAUUGGUUUUGAUCUUGUUGCUUUUGUACCAAAUUGAACUCUAUCCAACAAUUUUUUUAAUAUAGAAAACAGACAUCGUCAUCAACAAGUGGUCUUGCAUCUUGCCUCAGCUAACUCUGUCACCUGUCAAAAAACCAUGCCAACCUUUCUUUUUCCUCAAAUGUUCAUCUUCAUCUUUCAAAAGUACAAAAUAACAGGCAAAGUCAUCCUAGAAGGUUCAACAAGAAUUCAUCAGUGAGCAUCACUACCUUGUCCUCCAAAAACACUACUCUAAUAACCAUAGAAGCAUGUAUAGGACAGAUGCUUAUUCCAGCCAGAGUUACAAGAAGUACUUCCAUGACUUACAAACAGAAGAACUGAUAGAACCAUCUAGUUCUGAGAUCUCUACAACUUCAAUUGACCAAGAUGGUGCCUCUUCUUCUUACCAGCUUAUAGCUAGUUCAGGAGCUUCACUGCUUACUAAUAAACCAUUUGAUACUUUUUUGAUGUCAACGAGGAAUCACAGUGCUGAUAAGUCCAAUUUCGGAUCAGAUUCGAUGGAAAAUCGAAGCGUGGAUUCAAUUGAAAUUGAUAGUGAAAUGAGAUCAAAACUACAAGCAUUGGAAAAGGCAUUACUUGAUGAUAGUGAGGCUGAUGAAGAAGAGGAAUAUGUGACUUCUCAAAGCAUGGAAAUUGAUUCAAUUCAGAAUAUGCUAAUCAAUGACCAUGAUUCACCGAAGGAGUAUUCAUCUUCAGAUUCCAAUAUUAGCACAAUCAGCAUCACCAAUACCAAAGAAAUAACGCGAAUUUCUCGAACCCCGAAGCAACUUCUUUAUGAAUGUGCUAAUGCAAUUUCAGAAGGAAAUAAAGAGGAAGCAACGUCGAUGAUAAACAGUCUCCGAAAAAUGGUAUCAAUCCAAGGAGAGCCUUCCCAAAGAAUUGCAGCCUAUAUGGUUGAAGGACUCGCUGCUCGCCUCGCUGAAUCCGGAAAAAGUAUUUAUAGAGCUUUAAGAUGCAAAGAACCACCUUCUUCCGACCGUUUAGCAGCAAUGCAGAUACUUUUUGAGGUUUGUCCAUGCUUUAAAUUCGGGUUUAUCGCCGCUAACAACGCAAUUACAGAAGCAGUUAAAGAUGACAGAAAGGUUCAUAUAAUAGAUUUUGACAUCAAUCAAGGAAGUCAAUACAUAAACCUUAUUCAAACACUUGCAUCAAGGCCUUGUAAGCCAUCUCAUGUUAGAUUGACAGGAAUUGAUGAUCCUGAAUCCGUGCAGCGAUCUAUUGGAGGACUAAACAUCAUAGGACAAAGACUAGAAAAACUAGCAGAAUCACUCGGUUUGUCAUUUGAAUUUCGAGCGGUGGCAUCGAGGACAUCGAUUGUCACUCCAUCCAUGCUCAAGCUCAACUGUUGUCCUGAUGAAGCUCUUGUUGUAAACUUUGCAUUCCAGCUUCAUCACAUGCCUGAUGAGAGUGUUUCCACGAUUAACGAAAGAGACCAGCUUCUUCGAUUGGUAAAGAGCAUGAAUCCGAAGAUUGUAACCGUCAUCGAACAAGAUGUAAACACUAAUACCACUCCUUUCUUGCAGAGGUUUGUUGAAGCUUACAAUUACUACUCAGCUGUGUUUGAGUCACUUGAUGUUACACUUCCUAGAGAGAGUCAGGAUAGGAUGAAUGUUGAAAGGCAAUGCUUAGCAAGAGACAUUGUUAAUACUGUUGCUUGUGAAGGUGAGGAUAGGAUAGAAAGGUAUGAAGUUGCUGGAAAAUGGAGAGCAAGGAUUACAAUGGCUGGGUUCAAUUCAUCUCCAAUGAGUAGUAAUGUGAGUGAUGAAAUUAGAAAACUUAUUAAGAUGUACUGUGAUAGGUACAACAUAAAGGAGGAAAAGGGUGCACUUCAUUUUGGUUGGGAAGAUAAAAACUUGAUUGUUGCUUCAGCUUGGAGGUGAACAAGAUAGUCUUCUUCUGUUGUUUGGUCAUGUAGUGUUUGCUUGCUUGUUCAUUACUCUAUAGAGUAUGGACUCAUUCUCAUCUUUGUAUUGGAGUGUUUAGCUAAUAAUGAAGUUUCAUUUCAUCUAAACAAGGGAGCAUAAAACAGCUAUGCUUGCUUUCUAGGUUGAAUUUUUCAUGCCAUGAUUUCUUGUUAGCAACCAAGAUUUCUUUUCAUAAAGCAACUAGGAUUUUAAGCGGAUGUUUGGUUUCGCGGUGAGAUCGGCAAAAUCAUAAUCACCCACCACAAUAUUAUAAAUUUUACAUAGUAUAACUUUUGCAAAAUUAUAGGUUGGAAGUGAUUUUACAAAUCUCACUGCGACCGCAAUUAGAGAGUGACAUCAAAGUUUUUAACGUCUCUAUAACCUCAAUGUAUAUGCCUCUGCAAUUCAAACUGCAUUUGGUUGUA